UCUGCAAAAUGUGUGAGUCUAGAACAAUUCCCCUGAAAGGUUUUUUGGCAUACAUAGUUUGAGUUUUUGUUUAUAUAUCAAUGGAUUUGAUAUUGGCUUCGAAAAAAGCUGAUAAAACAAUAGCGGAAGUGGAAGGACUUGGUGGAUACUACACUUGGUCAAGUACCCAGUUUCCUGUGCUUAGCCAGAAAAAAGUUGCUGCAGGAUUAUUAGUUCUUCAGCCUCGUGGUUUUGCUCAACCUCAUUAUGCUGAUUCCUCAAAAAUUGGAUAUGUUUGUGAAGGUGAAUGCAUUGUUGGACUGAUCUCACCAGAAGAUUCAAAAGAAGAAAUUAUUAAAAUACAAAAAGGGGAUGCCUUACCAGUGACCAUGGGAGCAGUGUCAUGGUGGUACAAUGGUGGAAACUCUGAAGUCACCAUAAUUUUCUUGGGAGAAUCGUCUGAUGAAUAUACACCUGGAGAAUACUGCUAUUUUUUCUUAACCGGAGCUGCGGGUAUUCUGAAUGGAUUUCACAAUGAAUUCAUUGCUCAAAUUUUUCACAUGACUGAAACUGAAUCUGAAAAAUUUAUAAAAGACCAAAGCAGUUCUAAUAUUUUAAUUAAGAUAAAUGAAAGGACAAAAAUGCCAGAUCCAUCCAACAAACACGAGUUGGUUUUCAACUUUGAUAGUGCAAAACCCAACGUUGAAGUGAAAAAUGGUGGAGUUUUCACCACAUUAACUGGUAAGAAUUUACCGUUGCUUGGAGAUCUUGGACAAAGCGCGAAUCGCGUAGUUUUGGAAGGUGGUGCAUUAUUUGGUCCGAUUUUUACAGCGGAUUCCUCAGUUCAACUGAGCUAUGUUACUAAAGGAAGUGGAUGUGUUGAAAUUGUGGGACUUCUUGGUAAGAAAGUUUUGGGUCCUAUAGUGAAGGAAGGUGAAUUGUUCUUUGUUCCAAAAUUCUUUCCAUUUGCUGUGCGAGCUGAGGCAGGAGGAAUGGAGUUCUUCUCUGUGAUAACAUCUUCAAAGCAAGUAUAUGGACAACUAUCAGGUGGUAAAAAAUCAAUUUGGGAAGCAGCAUCUCCAUCAGUUUUAGAGGCCUCUCUAAAUGCGUCUCCAGCUGUGAUUCAGUCUUUCAAGUCCAAGAUUGCUAAGGGCGCAGUGAUUGCCCCACCUUCAACAAUUUAAGUGGAGUGACUGGCACUUGUUAGACAUUCGAUCAUGUUUAACAAGUGUAUAAUAAUAAUAUAAUAUGUUUCUACGCUAAAAUAAGAUCGCUGAUGAAGUAGAUCUACACUAUUAAUUCUACUUCGGUUAUACCAAGAUUAUAUAUGAGAAAUAAAUAUCUACUACAUAUGUAAAAGAUGGGAGCUUUUGUUUUAGCUUUUCCUGAAUGCAAGCUUAUGCUGCUGUGUGCUAUUAUGCAUAUAUGGAUUGCUUCUUAAGAAUAAAAGGAAAAUGAAUUUGGUGUA
This is a messenger RNA of Lycium barbarum (goji berry), 1447 nucleotides long. RefSeq names its product cocosin 1-like. The coding region runs from base 81 to 1163 and encodes 360 amino acids. The record is from RefSeq and is a predicted model, not a curated record. The transcript is spliced from 3 exons. NCBI's taxonomy places the organism in Eukaryota, Viridiplantae, Streptophyta, Magnoliopsida, Solanales, Solanaceae. Gene Ontology annotation, molecular function: nutrient reservoir activity.